CUGCCAUGGUUUUUAAUGUACAAGCUGCUGCUUUUCCAAAAGGCCAAACGCAAGUGUGAUGGGACUUUUUAUGCUGUGAAAGUCUUGCAUAAGAAAACCAUCCUAAAGAAAAAGGAGCAAAACCACAUCAUGGCAGAACGCAACGUGCUUCUGAAAAAUGUCAAGCACCCCUUCCUUGUGGGCCUCCACUACUCCUUCCAGACCUCGGAGAAGCUUUACUUUGUGCUUGAUUAUGUAAAUGGAGGAGAGCUCUUCUUCCACUUGCAAAGAGAGCGUUGUUUCCGUGAGCCCCGUGCAAGAUUCUAUGCUGCAGAGGUUGCUAGUGCAAUUGGUUACCUGCAUUCCUUAAACAUCAUCUAUAGGGAUUUAAAACCUGAGAACAUCCUCCUGGAUUGCCAGGUAUAUGCACCUCUUGUGCUGCCUUUUCAAAGCAUUGGCAUCAUAACCAGAGAGCUAUAGUUUGACAAGCCGUGGCUCAUUCCAUCGCAUGGAUUUUUGCAUCUAUAUACCACUAAGUUUCUGUCCAGGUCUUGCAAGAGGGAGCAAGCACACGCUCUGCAGAACUCCGCAUACAAAACACUCUGCUUGGUCCCAAGAGCUGGGACCUGGCUUGAGGGGAGGGACUUGAGUGCUAAGAGUAAGUCACUGCUACUCUGGUGGUGACACUAUGCCACCUGGCUUUGGGCUAAGGCAGUGCUGAGGCACAGAAGUGUUGGAUGUCAUCACAGUGGUGCAGAUGUAGUGAAACUUUAGAGAAUGUCUGUACUUAUUUAUUUUCUCCAUGGACUUCCUACUUGCAUGAUAGGACGCCCAGAAGGUGAGGGAAAGGACAACAAGUGACCAGUGGGACAGUAAAACAUAGAUUGGGUUAAAUGUGGUGGCCAAUGCUUGGCAAUCCUGCUGUUUCUCAUGAGAGAGUGGGCCAGGCUGAAAUUCUUUUUGUCAGGGACAUGUGGUGUUGACAGAUUUUGGACUCUGCAAGGAAGGAAUGGAGGAAGAAGAGACUACCUCUACGUUCUGCGGCACUCCUGAGGUAUGGCCCGUGUUGGAGCUCUGCUAUGAG
Molecule: messenger RNA, 1063 nt
Organism: Lagopus muta (rock ptarmigan)
Lineage: Eukaryota; Metazoa; Chordata; Aves; Galliformes; Phasianidae
Product: serine/threonine-protein kinase Sgk2-like
Exons: 4
Coding region: 16-459 (147 amino acids)
Biological process (GO): protein phosphorylation
Molecular function (GO): ATP binding; protein kinase activity
Source: RefSeq, a predicted model, not a curated record